This is a messenger RNA of Lontra canadensis (Northern American river otter), 2691 nucleotides long. RefSeq names its product nuclear envelope integral membrane protein 1 (gene NEMP1). Gene Ontology annotation, cellular component: nuclear envelope. Bases 405 to 1586 code for a protein of 393 amino acids. The transcript has 9 exons. NCBI's taxonomy places the organism in Eukaryota, Metazoa, Chordata, Mammalia, Carnivora, Mustelidae. The record is from RefSeq and is a predicted model, not a curated record.
GGGAGAGAAGGUAGUAGGUCUGCCGGAAGGUACUUUUCCAGAGGUGAGGGCCGGAGUAACAUUGAAGGGCUACUUAUGGUCCGAAUGAACUUGGGCCAGAUGGUUAACCUCUAAAAUGGAGUAGUGGAUUGUGGGGUUGAAAGAGAAAAAUAAAUGCAAAAAUGUCUCUAUCUAGUUAGUGCUCAAUCAGCAGACACUUUAAUGAGACACUUUUAUGAAAGGAACAGGGGCUUCUUAGCUUGGAGGAGGGUAGACAGGUUGAUGUUCUGUGUGGCUAGAUAGAUCAUGUGUGUGGCAGCUACAAACAGCUGAUCAUGUAGUACAGAAGAACUUUCUAAAAGCCAGAUGUACCUAAAAAAAAAAAAUGCAGUACUUCAAAAGCCGGAAUCAAUGCAAGCGUGGUCAUGCUUCAGGAAUCUGAAGUUCAUAAUUCGAAUCACAGGCAACAAUUCUGUUAUAAAAAUGUGCUUAUCCCAAAGUGGCAUGAUGUGUGGACGCGGAUACAGAUCCGGGUAAACAGUUCCAAACUGGUACGAGUCACCCAGGUGGAGAAUGAAGAGAAACUGAAGGAGUUAGAGCAGUUUAGUAUCUGGAACUUUUUUUCCUCCUUUUUAAAAGAGAAAUUGAAUGACACCUAUGUAAACGUGGGUCUAUACAGCCCAAAAACCUGCCUCAAAGUUGAGAUUAUAGAGGAAGACACCCAGUACAAUGUCACUGUGACCCGGAGAUUUGACCCCAAACUCUUCUUCAUUUUCCUCCUUGGACUUAUGCUAUUUUUUUGUGGAGAUUUGCUGAGCAGAAGCCAGAUUUUCUACUAUUCCACUGGGAUGAGUGUGGGAAUUGCGGCCUCUCUACUUAUUGUCAUUUUCGUACUGUCCAAGUUCAUGCCCAAGAAAAGUCCCAUUUACGUCAUCCUGGUGGGAGGCUGGUCCUUUUCUCUGUACCUCAUUCAGCUAGUUUUAAAAAAUUUACAAGAGAUCUGGAGGUGUUACUGGCAGUAUCUUUUAAGCUAUGUCCUCACAGUCGGAUUCAUAAGUUUCGCAGUCUGUUACAAGUAUGGACCCUUGGAGAAUGAGCGGAGCAUCAACCUGCUGACUUGGACCUUGCAGCUGAUGGGCCUAUUUUUCAUGUAUUCCGGUAUCCAGAUACCACAUAUUGCCCUUGCCAUUAUCAUCAUUGCACUGUGUACUAAGAACCUGGAGUACCCUAUUCAGUGGCUGUUCAUCACCUACAGAAAGAUGUGUAAGGCAGCAGAAAAGACUGUCCCCCCUCGUCUCCUGACAGAAGAAGAAUAUCGGAUACAAGGAGAAGUGGAGACGCGAAAGGCUUUAGAGGAGCUUCGAGAAUAUUGUAACAGUCCUGACUGCUCUGCUUGGAAGACUGUUUCUCGAAUCCAUUCUCCAAAGAGAUUUGCUGACUUUGUGGAAGGUUCUUCUCACCUCACACCAAAUGAGGUUUCUGUCCAUGAGCAGGAAUAUGGAUUAGGGAGCAUCAUUGCUGAGGAUGAAAUCUAUGAGGAGACAUCCACUGAGGAGGAGGACUCAGAUUUUCCGUAUCCUGCUAUCACACAACAGAUCACCUCCUGACUUAGGUGGUGGUUCAUUAUUUUUAUAUGGACUGGCUUGGCACCUCAGUGGUCCAUGUUGCAUGUGUGCACCAUUGCUUCUCAACUCCUUGAAACAGGGUGAGAUAGUGCAAAACUUCUCCCACUGAAAUUAGCAGCCGAAGUAGGCUUCCCUCUGGAAAUGGUCUUGGUGGUCUCCGUGGGAUCUCUGAGGGAGAAUGGGUAAAGCAGCGAAUGCUUUCAAUGCUUCCCAUGUUUAUGUUUCAAAAACAAAAAACCAGAUGACCACAGCUAGCACGGUGUUCUAGCUCCUCUUAAAGAUUGACUCGGUGGUGGCGUUUCUGCCACCACAGCUGGCACUCAAAAGUGAGAACUUUGUUACAUGUGUGGUAACUCUUUGCGGACCCUAGGCUGCGUCUUCCAGAGAGAAAUCCACAAAUCUGAGCCUCCUUCACUUCUGCUUUUCUUUCAGUGACUUUAGAAUAAUCCUUGUUUUAGCUGUUUGAAGAGGAAUAUAGAUUUUUAUUUCUGUCUUGCUUUUGAAAUGAAUAUAUUUUUUUAAAUGUCACAAAUUCAUGUUCCAGAACCAGGGAGUACUCCAGAUCGACAAGCCCAUGGGCCCCUUCGUGUUUGUUAGUAUGGCUCAGCCAUUAAAGCCCCAGAAUUGUUGUGUUGGGGUUUGAAUUAGUUCUCACACAUAUGAUAUUCUAAGUCUUGCUUGUUUUUAGGAACAUGCCUGUGAACUCUUCUGUAGGGGAGGUCUGUCAGGCUUUUAUUAUAUUCAAGUUUUAAUUCUAUCUUAAGACAUUUGCAUUCUUUCCUUGCCACUCCUCCAGCCCCCUUUGCCCUUCCAGGAAGUGUCUAUUUCCUCAGCUGUGAAGUAUGUACAAUUUAGAGUUUGUUUCAUUUCUUACAUUCUCUUCCCCUUCAUUUGUAGCAUUAUUCCUGCAAGUUGGGAGAAGUGAUCAUUUUUGGGAGAAUUUUUUAUGCAUCCUCCAUUUUUCCUGUCAGUGGGGCACAUAUCUUUGAGUUGCUGUGGAAUCAAGAAACUCUCCUUUUCCUUUCUCUUCCUGUGUCUACCCAGUCUACCUGGUCUUUUCAGCCUCUCCUUACCACGUGUAUUCCGC